AUGAGUAGUGACUAUACGGCGAUAGAGUCGGAUAUUCCCGCAGACACGAAUCCUCCUCCCUCCUAUCAGAAUGUACUGGGACAGAUGGAAACAGAACAAACCAAUACCAAUUCACAGACCACCAAUGGCUCAACUGGGCCACAAACUUGGACUGACAGACUCAAGGAGUCGUCUCACCCUGUUGCUUUACUCUUUUACAUGUUUUUCAGAUUGGCACCAAUUUUCAUAUACAUCUUUGGCAAUCUCUUCAUAGGCUUGAUUACUCUGAAGAACAAGUUCAUUCUUCAUUUCAUAAUUUUGAUUUUGCUUUUUGCUGCUGAUUUCUGGAAUUUGAAGAAUGUAGCUGGUAGAUUGUUGGUAGGCUUGAGAUGGUGGAACGAGACUAACGCAACUGAAGGCAAUGUUGGCGAAUUCGAAAACGUAUGGGUUUUUGAAACCGCUGAUCCCAACAGAUACAUCAACCCCAUUGAUAGCAAAGUGUUUUGGAUUCUCUUGUAUGCUCAACCAGUUGUUUGGAUGGUGUUUGCCUUUUUGUGUGUGUUGAAGUUCCAGUUCUUGUACUUGUUGUUGAUAAUAAUAGCGAUCUCGUUGUCGUUGACGAAUGCAAUGGCUUUUACGAAAUGUGAUAAGUUUGGAAAGGCUAACAAUUUCGCUACUGAUAUCUUCUCCAGAGCAACAGGCAGCAUUUUCAGCAGAUUGAACCCAUUUGCAUCGUGA
This is a messenger RNA of Scheffersomyces stipitis CBS 6054, 717 nucleotides long. RefSeq lists its product as uncharacterized. Lineage: Eukaryota; Fungi; Ascomycota; Pichiomycetes; Serinales; Debaryomycetaceae. Gene Ontology annotation, biological process: protein secretion; vesicle-mediated transport. Gene Ontology annotation, cellular component: Golgi membrane. The record is from RefSeq and is a predicted model, not a curated record. The coding region runs from base 1 to 717 and encodes 238 amino acids. The transcript has a single exon.